Molecule: messenger RNA, 1020 nt
Organism: Mesocestoides corti
Lineage: Eukaryota; Metazoa; Platyhelminthes; Cestoda; Cyclophyllidea; Mesocestoididae
Source: the annotation of a GenBank genome assembly
AUGCCUAUGGUACGGUGCUAUAAUAAAGGUUGCGGAAAGGAAUUCAAUUCUGAGGAAAAUGAAUCAAACGCCUGUCAGUACCAUCCAGGUGAACCGAUUUUCCACGACGCCAAAAAGAAAUGGUCCUGCUGCAAAAAGUAUAGUACUGACUUCGGUGAAUUUUUGAGCAUAAAAGGCUGUACUGUUGGUCGGCACAACCCUGAGAAGCCGAAACCUGCUGUUGUAGAAAAACCAGUAGCUGAGGUCAAAAUCGCGCCGCCUCCUCAACCGGCUCCUAAACCGGCCCCAAAAAUUCCCCUUGAGAGGCCUUCAGCUGAUGCUCCCUUGACAGUGCUAACUCCAGUUGUGUCGACAAGCCUUAAAAAAUCUCUGGAAUUGUUAAAGACUAAGUGUGCUCCUAGUUCCGAUGCGUCUGGAGAUAAAGGUUUCACAACGUGCUGUAAUAGCGGAUGCAAAGCAACUUACUCUGGGCCAGACUCCAAUAAUGAAACGUGUAUGUACCAUCCAGGCGCGCCAGUCUUCCACGAGGGGUGCAAGUACUGGAGUUGCUGUCAACGAAAGACAACUGAAUUUGAGUCGUUUUUGGCGCAAGAAGGCUGCACAUCUGGCCGACAUGCAUGGACCAAAGAGGCAGCUGCUUCCAGUAAUCUGGUGGCGUCGCCGGCGACAUCGCAGUGCAAUUUCGACUGGUUCCAAAUGCCAGAAACUGUCACUCUUUCGGUUUACGCAAAGAACACUCUACCCGAGUCCACGGAUAUCCGCUGCAACGCCGUGUUUCUCACCAUAUCACUUCUCUACGAUGGUGGAAGGUCCCGUUUCGAACGACCAUUCAACCUCUACGGAAUUAUUGAUCCGGAGAAAUCGCGUGUCAACCUGAUGGGCACCAAGGUGGAGGUUGUGAUGCGCAAGGCGGAGGCCUGUUCGUGGCCCACACUCGAGCUGAAGCCGCCGAAACCCGCUACGACGGAGGUAGAGGAGGACGAAGAGGUGGGUCCGAAGGCAACCGUCAACGCAAACUAA